AUGGCACCAAACUCCAUAGAUGACUCCUCAAAUAUUUCUGCAGCUAGAACAAUUAACCAACCAGCUGCUAUCAUCAUCGAUUCCACUCACCUCAAUUACCUUCAUUCAUCUGAUUCAUCAAGAAUGGUUCUUGUCAACUCAGUUUUUGAUGGGAAAGGAUAUGGAGGAUGGUGUAGAGCCAUAAUUAUUGCAUUUUCUGCCAAGAACAAACUUGGUUUCAUCGAUGGAACAUUUUAUCAACCAGAUGCGACUUCCACUGAUUUCAAGCAUUGGAAUCGCUGCAAUGAUAUGGUUAUAUCAUGGAUUUUGAACUCUCUAUCUAAGGACAUAGCUGAAAGUGUCCUUUAUUCUAAAACUGCAAAUGAGAUUUGGAAAGAACUUGAAGUUAGAUUUGGGCAAUGUAAUGGAGCUCAACUUUAUCAGUUACAAAAGGAGUUGAGUGAUAUAGUACAGGGAACCUCUGAUAUAGCAGGUUACUAUACAUAG
Molecule: messenger RNA, 486 nt
Organism: Nicotiana tabacum (common tobacco)
Lineage: Eukaryota; Viridiplantae; Streptophyta; Magnoliopsida; Solanales; Solanaceae
Product: retrovirus-related Pol polyprotein from transposon RE1
Source: RefSeq, a predicted model, not a curated record